This is a messenger RNA of Aspergillus niger, 594 nucleotides long. RefSeq lists its product as uncharacterized. Lineage: Eukaryota; Fungi; Ascomycota; Eurotiomycetes; Eurotiales; Aspergillaceae. Gene Ontology annotation, molecular function: oligopeptide transmembrane transporter activity. The record is from RefSeq and is a predicted model, not a curated record. The annotation marks the transcript as partial. Gene Ontology annotation, biological process: transmembrane transport. The transcript is spliced from 2 exons.
GUCUGGGGCACCCUGCUCGGUCCAUUCAUCAAUUAUGGCUUCAUGCAAUUGAUUGUUGACCGGGAACGGCCUUACUUGAUUGGCCAGCGGAGCUCAGAGGCGUGGGACGCUGUGCAAACCCGUACGUACUACUCUAACUCCAUCAUCUGGGGCAUCCUGGGUCCUAAGGAGUUCUUCGGUGAACGCUACCCGUGGGUGUACUAUUCUUUCCUCGUGGGUGCCGGGGCUGUCUUUGCUACCUGGCUUGUGCAGAAGUGGAAGCCCCGAUGGAACCUGGAGCAUUGGUUCAACCCUACGUUGAUGUUCUACGGGGGCACGCUGUUUCCGAUGUACCCGACUACCAACUUCUUCAUGUCUUUCUUGGCCUGCAUUCUAUUCAUGGGCAUCCUUCCUCGGUAUUUCCCUGUCUGGUGGAGAAAGUACAACUAUUUGACAGGUGUUGGUCUGGAUUGUGGAACGCAGCUGAUGACUUUGGUCUGCAUCUUCAUUAUCAACCUGCCCAAUCUGUCGUUCCCAUCGUGGUGGGGCAAUGAUCCUAAUGCGACUGAUCGGUGCUUUCCUCCGGCCGAUCUGCCUCCGUAUGCACUGAACUGA